AAAAAUCAUCGACGCUCACUCUUCAACAAAUUUGCGGUUACCUUUCCAUCCAUUUCGCUCGAUAUGAUUCACAUUUCAACCUUCCAUGAACGGGCGUGCUUCAUCAUGCGCCACUACUUUCGCAUAUCGGCUAACAAUUGCGAAGACUAUUCAAUCUGGGCAUUCAAUAGCUAUGGAUACUGGCUGGAUGUAAAACAACACUUCGUAUCAUGCCUCCAAUGCACCGUCCAAUGGUUUCCAUUUGUCUUUUGGUUUGUGCUUAGUCUGAGCAUAGUGGGGGUGUUGCACAGCAUCAUUGAGUUCAUACGUUUGUAUUGUAAGUCCCCAAAGCCUGUCUCGAUGUGGCGACCUCGCUGCUUUUAUACAUUUAGCGACUUGCGUCUGCGUCGCUGUCGAUUACUUGGGACUUUUCUAAUGAUUAAGGCAUGGAUGCUCUUACUCUAUGCUGUGAUCACCAUAUCGCCGAACUACAUGGGUCCCUGGCUGGUGUUUAAUGCGACAGUGCUCGCCCUGGACUUUGUCGUCUGGUGCAUUGAAGUGCUUUGCGGAACUCAGAACGUAUCUAUCCGGUCAAUACUCAGCUUCUUACUUCCUUUGAUAAGUCAGUAUUUGGUGCGUUGCGUGAAGAACGUUUUCGAGCAGGCCCUCAUCCUGGACGAGGCGGAUAAGCUGAGCUUCUGGAGCUAGAUUUAUGAUUAUUCUAAUUCUGCUACUCCACAAGUCACCCUACUGUACUGGGCAGUUGUUUGGCCACUCAAUAUGGAAAUUAAGCUCAGCCAAACAUCACUCGAGUAUUUCAAGUGUUUGGCAGCCGGCGGCGAUUGUGGUGACGAUUAUUUUGGCAUUGCUCAUUCGGUUGUCAUGGCAAGGCCAUUGGCUGUAAAAUAAAUUGAAAAAGUUAUAGAUAAGCUAAA
Scaptodrosophila lebanonensis is the source of this 914-nucleotide messenger RNA. RefSeq lists its product as uncharacterized. The coding region runs from base 64 to 687 and encodes 207 amino acids. The transcript is spliced from 3 exons. The record is from RefSeq and is a predicted model, not a curated record. NCBI's taxonomy places the organism in Eukaryota, Metazoa, Arthropoda, Insecta, Diptera, Drosophilidae.